AUGCCAGUCGAUUGCCGUGUUUGCACCAAUCCAAAAGGCGUCUUUCGGUAUUAUGGAGCCUCCGUUUGCGCACCAUGUAAAGUGUUCUUCUUGCGAGCCGUGCAGCAUGGGGACAAAUACGUUUGCCAAAGGGACGGACAUUGCCCAGUGACUCCUGAAAGAUGGACGAAAAUUUGUCGAGCAUGUCGCUUUCAGAAAUGUUUGGCGGUGAAAAUGGAUCCAAAGGCUGUCGGGAUUUCGAGAAGCAAAGAGAAAUUGAAGAGAAUCAACUCCACCGAGCUCACGACGACAACGAAAAUGAUUAAGCGCGAGAUUUUGGAUGAUGAUACUCCUUGCAUAUCUGAGGAUUUCUUCUCGAUUCCCAGUCCACCCGAUCUCUUGGAUAUGGAGUCUCAAGCGCUCACACUCACCACAAAACAAAGACAACCGAAAAUUGAAAUCCUCCUCCCCUCUACAGCGAUCGGUUUCGAUUUCUUAAACUUUCUAAAAGGCGACAACUUCCCGGAAAUCGUCUCGAAAUUGGUGGAACUUGAAAACAAAUGCUAUGCUGACACUCAGCCGUUCUUUGAAGAUUCAACUGUAUUAAAUGAUAAUCUUGAUGUACCGCUACAUGUGGCAAUGAAUGAUCCGCUGAGAUUGGGAAUGAGGACACCGCUUGAUUGGCUAAGCCACGAGCAAUUGUUGCCAUCGAUGGUGGACGCAAUCAAGAGGCAAUAUUGCCGACUCACCGUUUAUUACAUUGAUUGGCUGAGAGCGAUUCCCGAUUUGCAAAUGAUGACACAAAGUGAUCAAAUGAAAAUCAUAAGCACUCAACUCUGCAAGAUCCUUCUCACAACGAUGAUGUAUCAGACGUACAAAAGUAAAUCGCCGGGUAUCGCCUUCUCUUGUGGACGUCAUUAUAUAGCUGGAGAGAAUAAAAAGGCUGGAGUUGGACAUGAAUUCGAUUACUUUCUGGAUCGAUUGGCUCAAUAUGGACACGAGAAAGUGAUAUCUGUCUUUCGUGACACAAAUAUCACAAUUGAUGAGUUUUGUUUGUUGAAAAUGAUCGCUUUCUGGAGUGGAGGCUUUCAAAUCACCGAUGAUGGAAUGGCGAUUGUACGAAGCGCAAGGCAUAGAUAUGAACAGAUCUUAGUCUCUCACAUCAACGAGAAAUACCCGUACCUAACGAAAGAGGGACGAGCGAUGAGAUUGCAGAAGUUGAUCGGUUUACAGCCAUGCUUUGAGACAAUGGGCAUCUUCGAUAACACAUACGUUCAACGAAUGAUCAUGAUGGAUAUCGGAGGAUUUCGAGCACAAAUCACAUAUGAUGUUCAUUUGAGAGAAUAU
Mesorhabditis belari is the source of this 1326-nucleotide messenger RNA. NCBI's taxonomy places the organism in Eukaryota, Metazoa, Nematoda, Chromadorea, Rhabditida, Rhabditidae. The record is from the annotation of a GenBank genome assembly.